Molecule: messenger RNA, 1919 nt
Organism: Paralichthys olivaceus (Japanese flounder)
Lineage: Eukaryota; Metazoa; Chordata; Actinopteri; Pleuronectiformes; Paralichthyidae
Gene: ankrd10a
Product: ankyrin repeat domain 10a
Molecular function (GO): protein binding
Source: RefSeq, a predicted model, not a curated record
UCACGUCCACACUAUCCCUCCGACCUCCAGGGGGCACGACGGGGGCUGGAGUUCCCGCCCGGUUUCAAACGCCAAGGUGAGCCCGACUCCAGUCCGGGUUUUGUGCUUCUCCCGCCGGCCACAGCAGCUUAUCUCCUCUCCCUUUGUGUUCGAGUCCUCUCCUCUCUGGUUCACAUCUAUGCGGAGCCGGGAAGCCUGGAGAGAACCGCCUCCGUCCGCAGCUCCUUCAUGUCCGCGGGACAGGAACCAGACUUCCCCGGGGACGAGGUGUUCAUGAGCCGGUUCCCCGUCCACCGCGCCUGCCGGGAUGGAGAUGUCGGGGCUCUGGUGUCUCUGUCCGAGCAGCUCCGGGCUCACCUCACCGCUGAGGACCCCUGCUACGGGUGGACCCCCGUUCACUGGGCGGCUCACUACGGACAGCUAGAGUGCGUGGUACGCCUGGUGCAGAUGGGUUGUGGCGUGAAUGUGGGGACCAGCCGCUUCGACCAGACACCGGCCCACACUGCGGCGUUUGGAGGACACCCUCACUGUGUGGUGUGGCUGACCCAGGCUGGAGCUGAUGUCAACAGGCAGGACUUUGUAGGUGAGGCUCCCAUCCACAAGGCGGCUCGGUCAGGUAGCCUGGAGUGUAUCCAGGUCCUGCUGAUAGCAGGUGCUAAACCACAUUUAAGAAACGCCAGUGGGCAGACAGCAGCAGACCUGGCCCACGCUCACGGCUUCCUCGACUGUUUCCGCUUCAUCUCAAAUGCCCAGAAACACCUGCUGCAGCUCGGCGUGCAGAACGGAAGCGUCCCCUGUGGUCUCGGCCGGCUCAACAGAAAGAGGCUGCCAACCACUGUGGAGCCCGGGCACCUGAAGAAAGCCAGGAGAGCUGAGGAUGUAUUGGUGCAGAUGCACAGCGGUGGAGGUGAGGAGGUGGAGAGCAUGAACAUGGAGUCUGCACAGGGGCUCAGCUCAGCAGAAGAUGACACCAAAGGCGUCACCAAUGGCCAUCAUCACGUGUUGCCUCUUGCUGCCCAGGAUGAGCCUGAGCCCUCCAAAGCAACUCCCCCUCCUCAGCGCUCUUCGGCGGACAUGUGCGGAUCCCUGCAUCUGACCGGGAGCCCCAGCAGCUGCAUGUCCCAGCGGCCAGCCUGGUGGGGGCUGAUGGGAGCCGAGUGCGGGGACUUUCAGCAUUACGGACACUACCACGGCUUCGGAGACACAGCGGAGGAGCUGAAUGACAGCAUCCAGGCUGAGCACAGAUACAAGCAGGCUGUGGCCAGCACCGUCCACCUCUACCACGGAUCAUAAGCAGAGGGUUAGCGUCCAAAGCCUGGCCCCUGGAGAUGUCCUCUGGAGAUGAUAUGCUGUCCCUUAACUUUAAAGUAUCACUUAUAUUUUGGGAAAGAUCUUUAGUCGCUAAAUCUAAAGUCACUACUACAGAUAAGUAGGUCAUUCAGAUAAUCUUUAAACACAGACCCCCAGAUCUUUCCAGGAUUUUUUAAGAGUUGACCUGGGACUCAGUAUCAGCAUCCGUCCCCACUGGCUAGUUUUCCCAAUUAAGAGCUAUUUAGUAGGAUUGUAUGGUGUUGUGUGUGUGUGUGUACCUUGAGGCUGUCCUCUCUCAAUGUGUCCUGAUCUGCCGUCCUUCAGCAGGGAGGAGCAACUGCACGGAAACUGACAACCUCCCAGCUCGCCUUGAUCUACCAAAGGGAAUGUGUUUUGCAGCUUUUAAUUUGAAAUCAUUUGUUUUGUUGUAUUUAUACUUUAGAGCAGGUGAAUGUACUGUCAUUUUUAUAAAGCAUACUGUAUAUUGGGACAUGUAGACUGGGCUGUCUGUGGGGAACUGCACAAAGUGCCAAAGGCUGUUUUAUACUUUAUACUCUGGUUUAGCCUCUUUUCCUAUUAAACCUUUUUUGCAGUUUGAUUAAAAAAAA